This is a messenger RNA of Leptonychotes weddellii (Weddell seal), 1832 nucleotides long. NCBI's taxonomy places the organism in Eukaryota, Metazoa, Chordata, Mammalia, Carnivora, Phocidae. The record is from RefSeq and is a predicted model, not a curated record.
GUAUCUCUGAUGAGUACAUAACACCUAUGUUUAGUUUUUAUAAAAGCAUUGCAGAAUUGAAAAUGACUCAGGAAGAGUAUGCUCUGCUUACAGCAAUUGUUAUCCUCUCUCCAGUUUUGCACAAAGAUCCAAGACAGGUGUAUCUUUGUCUUCUUGAAAUUGGUCGAAUUGUGUCGAGAUAUGGGGUUGAGCCACCAGUAUUAGUAAAACUUGAGAAAGAAAUUGAACUAGAAGAGACCUUACUUAAUACUUCUGGGCCUGAAGAUUCCAUUAGCAUUCCGAAAUCGUGCUGUCAGCAUGAAGAGCUGCAUGAGGCUGUUAAACAUAUUGCUGAGGACCCUCCUUGUAGUUGUUCCCAUCGAUUCUCUAUUGAGUACUUAUCUGAAGGACGGUACCGACUUGGGGAUAAAAUACUCUUUAUAAGAAUGCUCCAUGGAAAACAUGUCAUGGUCCGUGUUGGUGGAGGCUGGGAUACUCUUCAAGGAUUUUUGCUUAAAUAUGAUCCCUGUCGAAUAUUACAGUUUGCUACAUUAGAACAAAAAAUUCUAGCCUUUCAAAAAGGAGUUUCCAAUGAAAGUGUACCUGACUCGUCCGCCAGAACACCUCAGCCUCCUGAAAUGAAUCCUUUGUCAGCUGUUAGCAAGUUUCAGAAACAAAAAUCAAAACCUGGCACGCCAGUUGGUAUUCCAAGGAGCAAAGAAAAGCAGGUACGUCCACCGGGUGCGUUGCCGCCUGCAUCUUCCCUGAAAGGAGGGAAUCUGGGCUCUGUGUUGGUCCGUUCCAAAUUGCCAAAUUCUCCGGCAGCGUCUUCUCAUCUUAAGCUCAAAUCUUCAAAAGGCAUCGCAAAGAAACCACAGGCUCCUUCAAACAAUGCAGUAGGUAAAAGCACUUCUUCACCCGCCUCAUCAAGAACCGCACCUUGUGAAUCUCAGUCAGUGAGAAAACGUAUCUCAUCACCCAGUACUCCUCAGGCCAAGCUUGUUACGUCCCAGAAGCCCAGAGAUGUGCCUGAGUCUGCACUUUUGCCAAAUAAGUCUUCUGGAAAAACUGAACCAAAGCAUUUGAAACACAUUCCUGUACCUUCCAGGGAUACUGCAGAGUCUCACUCCGCGGCACAUUCAAAUUCAUCAUCAAAGCGUCCAAAGCCGCCUAAGGCAAAUACACACGUAAGGCCUAAACCUUCCCCCUCUCUCCAUUCCCCUGCAAAAAUGACAAAAUCCAGUUCCAAAACUAUACCCACAAGUCUAGGAACACGAUCUCAUCCCUCUGAUGGAGCCCCCCAAGCCAGGGCAGUGCCAGCACAGAAACUUAAGUCAGCCUUAAAUGUAAACCAGCCACUCUCUGUAUCCUCAGUUGUACCCACAAAAGUUGCACAGGAAUCAAAAGAUAAGAAUAUGGGUUCAGUUGCCAAAAAGCAGCCCCAGAAUAAAAGUCCAUCCCAGAAGAUGGGACCCAGCUCCUCGAAGUCCCCUGGCCGUACCCCACUGUCCCUCGUGAGUCUUCCCCAGUCUUCUGUCAAGACACCACCUGUACCAAAGUCAGCACAGACUGCCACUAAGAGCCACUAUUCAGCUAAAGGGCCUCCAAAAAGUGGCAAAGCCCCGGCUUCAACCAGGAAACCACCCUCAUCUGGUAAGGAAGCAGUUAGUGGAGAUAAAAAACCUACCACAAAGAAAAAGGAAGACGAUGACCAUUAUUUUGUUAUGACUGGAAGUAAGAAACCUAGGAAAUAAAUACAAAUGUGUCGUUUUAAGAAAACGGGAAAGGAAGAGAGUGAAUGUGUUAGCAUCGCAUCUUGAAAGUUUCUCCUGUUUGUCCGAAUAGCUCAGACA